AUGCCACCAACUCUGACUUCGCCGUUCUUUCGUCCAAAUGGCCAAACGGCCAAAAGACCUUCUCCGUUAUCUACAGUGCCAAAUAAACCGGCCCCAAAACGAAAUGGGAGUAUUUUGAAUUUUUUUAAAAAGUCGGACGCGCCACCUAAAUCUACGCAGCCCCGAAUCACAGAGUACGGAAUCAGGAGCAGGGGAAACUCCCAACAGCGUCCACGUCUCGAAUUAACUAAUGACUCUACAUCCGGGUUGUUUUUCGAAGAUGCGGUCUCAAACAACUCAGGUGUAGAAGAGCAAACGAAGUAUUCGUCCUUCUCCGAAGACCAGCUUGAAGUACCGGAUACUUUUUGGCACCUACUACCUAACGACACCGAAAACACCUAUCGCGAGGAGGACAGGUAUAACGAGAGCCCUAGUGCGGUGAAAAGGCGUAGAACAAGCCACGGGAUUACAGAAACCGAUUCUACAGGGGCUGAUAGCACGAUUCCUGCUGCUGUUAGCGAUAAUACAUCCGGCCUGCUAUCACCACGAACUACACCUGGAAUAGGGGGUGUGAAACUAUCACCCGUUACCCGCGCAAACCUCCAUGGUCCAUUUCUAGAUGAAUCUGAUAGUGAAGAUGACAGAGAUUCGUCCUUAAUUACUGAUACACGAGAGUCAACCCGACAAGGAACUCUACUCAAGGGUCAAGAUCUUACCUCACCCUGUACCCCACAGCUUGCGGCAUGUUCCGUUCCUGCCACAGAAUUGUUAGGUGAGGAGGAUUCUAACGGGUUUAGUUUUCAAGCAGACAAUGAUUUAGAGAGAGGAGGAAAAGCAAUUGAUUCAAGCCACAGUGCUUCAAACAAACAGAAAUUAUACCCAGUAGCCGUCGAAGAUGUGGGCGGUGAAUUGAGUAAGGCUUUUUCUGACGAAGCGGCAGUAUGCCCAAUAUGCCAAACCAGUCUGGGCGGCCUGUCUGAUUCUGAAGCAUCUCUGCAUGUGAAUAACUGUCUGGACGGGAAUCCUAAUUCGGCCAUUGCUGCAGCAAAGGAUAAUCAGUUUAGUCAACAACCUCCACACAUAUUAUCAAGCAUGAAACGGAAAACAGCCCCUCGACCUGGGCAAAAGAAUCCAUUUUCUCUUGAUUCGGCCUCGUUGCCCACAUCUGCAUUCACAAAAAUUAUGUCAGGAAACGAAGAAGACACUGCUUGGAGCGUGGCAUCUGCUCGUGAGGAGGCAUCUAGAGGGAGACAGGCCUAUGAGCGGACCUGCCCAUUUUACAAAAUCCUACCAGGAUUUUCCAUAACCGUAGAUGCUUUUAAAUAUGGUGCUAUCGAGGGAUGCAGUGCCUACUUUCUUAGCCACUAUCACAGCGACCACUAUGGUGGCCUUACAUCGUCCUGGUCACAUGGUCCCAUUUAUUGCAGCAAAAUCACUGCCAAUCUCGUCAAACAACAGAUAAAAGUAAGUCCGGAUAUGGUUUUUGAACUGGAGUUCGAAAAACGAACGGAAAUACCCGGGACCGAUGGAGUGAGUGUCACGAUGAUUACUGCAAACCAUUGUCCUGGCAGUUCUCUUUUUUUAUUCGAGAAAUCCAUCGGAAACGGAAAGGCUGCAAGGGUUCAUCGGAUCCUUCACUGUGGUGACUUCAGAGCAUGUUCAGCUCAUAUAAACCAUCCUCUUCUCCGGCCAGAUAUCAAGGAUCCACAUACUGGCCAGUUAACCCAACAAAAGAUCGAUGUCUGCUACUUGGAUACGACGUAUUUAAACCCUAAAUACGCCUUCCCGUUCCAGCAGGAUGUCAUUGACGCAUGUGCGCAAAUGUGUGCAGGGAUAAACGAAGGUUUUUCUGACACGUUUGGUGCAGGGAAAGGACAAGCGAUGUCAGGGUCUAUGGCUCCAUUCCUUCAGAGAAGCAAGAACUCGGGCCGAACCUCCGCGGAAGGCCAACGUGAUCGCGGCAAACUACUUGUUGUCAUUGGAACAUACAGCAUUGGCAAAGAACGAAUAUGUUUAGGUGUUGCUCGCGCGUUAAACUCGAAGAUAUAUGUUUCGCCAAGUAAGAAACGGGUAUGCACUUGCUUGGAGGAUGACGAGCUCUCUAGCGUCCUUACUACGGACCCCCUGGAGGCCCAAGUCCACAUGCACAGCCUAAUGGACAUGCGCUCAGAGACUCUGUCUGAGUACCUAAAUUCCCUCAAGUCACAUUUUUCCAGGAUCAUUGGCAUCCGGCCCACCGGUUGGAGCUAUCGUCCACGUGGCGGAACAUGGGCUGACAAUCCUACCGUCUCUUCGGUUCUUCACUCGGAGGCUUGGAAGCCUCGCUUCUCCGUCAGCGACCUUGUGCCACAGCGUGGUAGCACCAAAGAGGCUGCAUGCUUUAGUGUACCAUAUAGUGAACAUAGUUCGUUCCGCGAGCUUACGAUGUUCUGUUGCGCAUUGCGGAUAUCGCGUAUCAUUCCUACCGUAAACGUUGGCAACCCAAAGAGCCGUGAGAAGAUGAAAUAUUGGAUCGACAAAUGGGAGGUAGAGAGGAGGAAAAAUGGGCUAUAUAAAAUCGAAGAUGAUGACAUACGGUGGUGA
Microsporum canis CBS 113480 is the source of this 2562-nucleotide messenger RNA. Its product is annotated as DNA cross-link repair protein pso2/snm1. Bases 1 to 2562 code for a protein of 853 amino acids. The record is from RefSeq and is a predicted model, not a curated record. Lineage: Eukaryota; Fungi; Ascomycota; Eurotiomycetes; Onygenales; Arthrodermataceae. Gene Ontology annotation, biological process: double-strand break repair via nonhomologous end joining; protection from non-homologous end joining at telomere; interstrand cross-link repair. The transcript is spliced from 2 exons. Gene Ontology annotation, molecular function: damaged DNA binding; 5'-3' DNA exonuclease activity.